AUGCCUUCAAAAUCUACUCUCGCUCUUGUUGCCUGCCUUGCUUACGGUGGUGUCGUGAUGUCUCUCCCCAUGAAAAACUCAUAUGAUCUUGCUGAGCGCGACUACACCGACCUCGAGACCCGCAUGUACGACAUGGAUCUCGAAGACUUCGAUGCACGUGCAGAUUCCCCGACUGCGGCAACUGAUGCUACUACUGACGCCACUACUGGGUCUUCGUCCACGACCACUGCGGCUGCAGCUGCCACUACCACUGCAUCUGAAGUUUCUAAGUCGACGAAACAUGGGAAGCACCACCACAAGCACCACCAUGGUCACCACCACCACAAGCACCACCAUGGCCACCACCACCACCACGGUCACCACGGACACCACCGUCUACACCACAAGGGAAAAUCCCAGAAGGGCACUUCCAGUGAUCUCGCUGGAUCGGCAAAGGAGUCGGCGGCUGCGACUCCUGCUGACGCUUCCGCUGCGCAGGCAACACUCGCAGCACGAAGCCCUAUUCGGGGAGCGUACGGUGGAGUCCGCCCAAGAGUUGGUUUGCGAGGAGGUGCUAGAUUCCGCCAUGGCGGCAAGUUUGGCAAAUUCGGUAAACAAGGAAGACACGGCAGACGCCCUCACAGGCACGCAGGACACGCUGGCGGUCGCCACGGUCAAGGUCAAAAGGCCAAACAAGCUGACACCAGUACUCAGACCCCUGCUGGAGCAGAUACGGGUGCUCCUACUACUCCUGAUGCAUCUUCCUCUGAUGCUGCUUCUGCUCCUCCGGUUUCCGCACGCGGUCUUCUCAGCUUCCUCAAGAAGAAGAAGGCUGACCCGACUACUUCCACUUCUGCAUCUGAGCCUACCAAGACUGGCACAGAUGUAGCAGACGCUGCCAAGACGCCGGCUGCAGGUAGUGAAGAGGCUGCCCCCAAGAAGCCCCACCACCACCACCACCACAAACACGGCAAACACGGCAAGCAUGGAAAGCACGGCAAGCACCACAGGAAGCACCGCCACGCAAAGGAGUCCGCUACCACUACGUCUGCUCCCGCGGCAACAAAGACUGAUGCUUCUGCCGCUGCCCCGACCACUGCUGUAAGUCCUAUUGAUAUUUGA
Messenger RNA from Psilocybe cubensis, 1101 nucleotides. RefSeq lists its product as uncharacterized. The record is from RefSeq and is a predicted model, not a curated record. The transcript is spliced from 8 exons. NCBI's taxonomy places the organism in Eukaryota, Fungi, Basidiomycota, Agaricomycetes, Agaricales, Agrocybaceae. The coding region runs from base 1 to 1101 and encodes 366 amino acids.